AUGCAAGCCAUAGUUGCGGGAUUUGCAGGCCAACUGAAAGGUUGGUGGGAUUUCUCGUUAACUCAAGAAGGAAAGAAUCAAAUUAUUAAUGCUGUGAAAAGAGAAGAAUAUGUUGAUGCAAAUCAACAAAGACAAAUAAGAGAAACCCCUGAAGCAGUGAAUACUUUGCUAUAUACCAUAGGAUUACAUUUUAUAGGAUCUACCACGAUGCAUUUAGAUAGAUCCCAUGAACAGCUCAUGAAUUUACGCUGUCCUGAUUUAUCUCAUUUUAAAUGGUAUAAAGAUGUUUUUCUGAUAGCUGUCUUAGCUCGUGAAGAUAGUCAGUAUGAUUUCUGGAAAGAAAAGUUUAUUUCUGGAUUACCUUCGCUUUUUGCAGAAAGGGUUAGGAAUAAACUUAAAGAAAGAAAUAAUGGUAUUAUACCAUACCAUACUUAUACGUAUGGGGAAUUAGCUUCCGAAAUAGUGACAGAAGGAUUAGCCCUAUGUAAUGAAAUCAAAAUACAUAGGCAAAUGAAAAAAGACAAAUUAACAGGAAAAAGAAUGUUAGGAGAUUUUUGUGAACAGUUUGGGUAUGAACCUCUAUGGAAAUCUUCUAAGAAAAAAGAAAAAUAUAGACGUCCUUUUAGAAAAACAAGAAAAGAAAAAUAUUAUGAAAAGAAAAAGGAGUCUAGUACAAAGGGCCUAAAGAAACAUCAGAAAACAGGUCAGAAGGCAAAACGAAAAGAUAAAUCUCAAAUUGCCUGUUAUAGAUGUGGGUGCAUAGGACACUAUGCUAAUAAAUGUAGACUGAAACAACAGAUACAAGCUUUAACGAUAGAUGAAGAGCUCAAGAAUUCUUUAGCAAAAGUAUUCAUUAAUGACACUGAUUCCGAAAAGGAAAAUGAAAUAAAUGUUGUAGAUUAUACAGAAGAAUCUGACCAAGAAGUUCUGUCAAAUAAACAUUCUGAUUGUGAUGGUCAAUGUGACUAUUACAAAUCACUAUGUGCUAUGAAUGGUUUAUAUGUGCUAACCAAGAAAGAUACAUUAAUUUUAGAUCUUAUUGAUCAACUUCCAGAUGAUCAGAAGAGGCAACAAUUAUAA
Jatropha curcas is the source of this 1080-nucleotide messenger RNA. The record is from RefSeq and is a predicted model, not a curated record. NCBI's taxonomy places the organism in Eukaryota, Viridiplantae, Streptophyta, Magnoliopsida, Malpighiales, Euphorbiaceae.